GGCGGGGCCUACCCUCACGUGACGUUGCGUGGCGGCGCAACCGCCAUCUUGUGUUGUUGGGGCCGAGCAGUCGCUGUGGCUGUGAGGGACUCUCCGUCCGGGAGCGCAGGUCUUUUAAGGAGCAGAGUUCUGAUACAGCCAAGCUCCCUCCCUCCCAUCUGUCUUUAUGGUUCUUGAAGGCUAAUCAACCAGUUUCUGUAGGUUCAAGCUUUUUAAAAAAAGAAUAGAAGAAGAAACAAUGGCAGCAGAAACCCAGACACUUAACUUCGGGCCUGAAUGGCUGCGAGCUUUGUCUAGUGGCGGCAGUGUGACAUCUCCUCCUCUGUCUCCAGCUUUGCCAAAGUACAAACUAGCAGACUAUCGCUAUGGGAGAGAAGAAAUGUUGGCACUUUUUGUAAAGGAUAAUAAGAUACCUUCAGACCUUCUGGAUAAGGAGUUUCUGCCUAUUUUACAAGAGGAGCCCCUGCCACCAUUGGCACUUGUACCUUUUACAGAAGAAGAACAGAGAAAUUUCUCGAUGUCUGUAAACAGUGCUGCUGUCCUGCGGUUGACAGGACGUGGAGGAGGAACGGUGGUAGGGGCUCCUCGAGGUCGAAGUUCCUCCAGAGGUCGAGGCAGAGGCCGAGGAGAAAGCGGUUUCUACCAAAGAAGUUUUGAUGAAGUGGAGGGUGGAUUUGGGCGAGGAGGGGGCAGGGAAAUGCACAGAUCACAGAGUUGGGAGGAAAGGGGAGACAGACGCUUUGAAAAACCAGGGCGAAAAGAUCCAGUGAGACCAAACUUUGAGGAAGGUGGGACAGCAGCAACAGGGAGGAAGCAUGAGUUUAUACGCUCUGAGAGCGAGAACUGGCGCAUCUUCAGGGAGGAGCAGAAUGGGGAAGAUGAUGAUGGAGGCUGGAGACUGGCUGGGUCACGCAGGGAUGGUGAGAGGUGGCGUCCUCACAGUCCAGAUGGCCCUCAUUCUACAGGCUGGCGAGAGCACAUGGAACGACGACGGAGAUUUGAAUUUGAUUUCCGGGAACGAGAUGAUGAACGGGGUUAUCGGCGAGUGCGGUGCGGGAGCGGCAGCAUGGAUGAUGACAGGGACAGCCUCCCUGAGUGGUGCUUAGAAGAUGCAGAAGAAGAAAUGGGAACAUUUGACUCUUCUGGAGCAUUUCUCUCUUUAAAGAAGGUGCAGAAGGAGCCAAUUCCUGAGGAACAGGAGAUGGAUUUCCGACCUGUGGAUGAAGGGGAGGAAAGAUCUGACUCUGAAGGGAGCCACAGUGAAGAUGCUAAAGAUCAUGAAAAGACUACCAAGAAAGAGGGAGAGAAAACAGACAGAAUAGUGUCAGAACCAUGCAAUGUUACAGAAGCAGCAGAAGAAGCAGUCCAAACAUCUUCACCGGCUACCAGGUCAGAUAGCCCACCAAAAUCCCUUCAAGACUCACUGCAGACAAGCCUUUUUGAAAGGAAAGAGGAAUCUGUCCCAGAAAGAGCGGAAAAAACAGAAGAUAAAGAAAGUCGAACAGAGAAUACACCACCAGCCAAACUGUCCAACAGAGGGGAAGAUUUGGCUUCUGCUGCUCAACCUUUGCCACAGAUAUCUGCAGACACAGCUUCUCCUGCUCAUCUUUCUCCUCCUGUUUCCAAUUCAAAUCCUGCUCUGCGACCAGUUCAGACACCUGUCACAGCUGCUCCAGGCAUGGGCAACGUUCCCACUGACCCAGAUGAUGAAGAGGGCCUCAAACACUUAGAGCAGCAAGCAGAGAAAAUGGUGGCCUAUCUGCAGGACAGUGCUGUUGAUGAUGAAAGGCUAGCAGCGAAAAUUCAAGAGCACAGAGCAAAAGGUUCUUCUAUGCCAUUGUUCCAUGAAGCCAUGCAGAAGUGGUACUACAAAGACCCCCAAGGAGAAAUUCAGGGUCCUUUCAGUAAUCAGGAGAUGGCAGAGUGGUUCCAGGCUGGAUAUUUCACUAUGUCACUGUUGGUUAAGAGAGCCUGUGAUGAGACUUUCCAGCCACUUGGAGACAUCAUGAAAAUGUGGGGCAGGGUUCCCUUCACUUCAGGUCCAGCACCACUUCCACAUUUGGGCGAGCUGGACCAAGAGCGUCUGACUAGACAGCAAGAAUUGGCCCUGAUCCAAAUGCAGCACCUCCAGUAUCAGCACCUUCUCAUACAACAACAAUAUGCACAGGUUCUGGCUCAGCAGCAGAAGGCAGCCCUCUCAUCCCAGCAGCAGCAGCAGCUUGCUAUUCUCUUGCAACAGUUCCAGGCUCUGAAAAUAAGAAUAUCGGAACAGAACAUGAUGCCACCUGUUACAAGGUCUGUGUCAGUGCCGGACACUGGCUCAAUAUGGGAACUUCAGUCAGCUUCGCAACCUACAGUCUGGGAAGGAAGCAGUGUCUGGGAUCUCCCCAUCGAUACUGCAGCUCAGGGACCAGCUCUAGAGCAACUUCAGCAGCUUGAGAAGGCCAAAGCUGCAAAGCUAGAGCAAGAGAGGAGAGAAGUGGAAAUGAGGGCCAAACGAGAGGAAGAAGAGAGGAAAAGGCAGGAGGAGCUUCGGAGGCAACAAGAAGAGCUACUUAGGAGGCAGCAGGAAGAUGAGAGGAAACGACGGGAAGAAGAAGAACUGGCCCGCAGGAAGCAAGAGAUGACAGUGAGAGCUGAGAGGGGUGAAGCAGUAGACUUAAUCUGCCUGGACAUCAGGAAGGCUUUUGAUGUAAUACUGCAUAAAAGACUAGUAUAUAAGGAGGAAGCCUUGAGGCGACAACGAGAGCAGGAAAUUGCACUAAGACGGCAGCGGGAGGAAGAAGAAAGACAACAACAGGAGGAAGCACUUAGGAGAUUGGAAGAGAGAAGAAGAGAAGAGGAAGAAAGACGGCAGCGAGAAGAAUUAAUUCGUAAACAGGAAGAGGAGGCUGCCAAGUGGGCACGUGAGGAAGAGGAAGCUCAACGUCGACUUGAGGAAAGUCGGCUACGGAUGGAAGAAGAGGCGGCCAGACAACGGCUUGAAGAAGAGGAGCGAAAGCGCAAGGAGCUGGAACUCCAGCGCCAAAAAGAAAUAAUGAGACAGAGGCAGCAGCAGCAGGAAGCUUUACGACGACUGCAACAGCAGCAGCAACAGCAGCAACUUGCCCAAAUGAAGCUCCCGUCAUCUUCAACAUGGGGUCAGCAAUCAAAUUCAGGAGCUUGUCAAUCCCAAACCACACUGUCACUGGCAGAAAUCCAAAAGCUAGAAGAAGAACGAGAACGGCAGCUUCGAGAAGAGCAAAGGCGUCAGCAGCGUGAACUAAUGAAAGCUCUCCAGCAACAGCAGCAGCAACAGCAGCAAAAAUUAUCAGGCUGGGGUAAUGUCACCAAACCAACAGGCACUACCAAGUCCCUGCUGGAGAUACAGCAGGAAGAGGCAAGGCAAAUGCAGAAACAGCAGCAACAGCAGCACCAGCAGCCGAACAGAGUCAGAAAUACUACGCACUCUAACCUGCACACCAGCAUUGGGAAUUCAGUGUGGGGCUCCCUAAACACUAAUCCCAGCAACCAGUGGGCAUCUGACCUAGUCAGUAGCAUCUGGAGUAAUGCUGAUACCAAAAACUCAAACAUGGGUUUCUGGGAUGAUGCAGUGAAGGAAGUGGGACCUCGUAACUCGACCAAUAAAAACAAAAGCAAUGCCAGCCUCAGUAAAUCUGUAGGUAUUACAAGUAGACAGAACAAGAAGGUGGAAGAAGAGGAGAAGCUGUUGAAAUUGUUCCAGGGUGUUAAUAAAGCCCAAGAUGGAUUCACGCAGUGGUGUGAACAGAUGCUUCAUGCACUCAACACAGCCAACAACUUAGAUGUUCCCACGUUUGUUUCUUUCCUGAAGGAAGUAGAGUCUCCCUAUGAGGUCCAUGAUUACAUCAGAGCAUAUCUUGGAGAUACUCCUGAGGCCAAGGAGUUUGCCAAGCAGUUUCUUGAGCGCCGUGCCAAACAGAAAGCCAGUCAGCAGCGGCAACAACAGCAGCAACAGGAUUCGGUGUGGGGAAUGAACCACAGUUCGCUACAUUCAGUCUUUCAAACCAAUCAGAGUAACAACCAGCAAUCGAAUUUUGAAGCUGUGCAGAGUGGGAAGAAAAAGAAGAAACAGAAAAUGGUUCGAGCAGAUCCCAGCUUGUUAGGGUUUUCAGUGAAUGCCUCAUCAGAGCGGCUCAAUAUGGGAGAAAUAGAGACUUUGGAAGACUACUGAGCAUGUGCAAAUCAACUGGCUUUUGCUGCAUCUGUUAACCCUGGAUUCUCCAUUUUGGACACAGUACUCUCCACCAUUCAUUCUUCUUCGCCUCGCAGUGAAUCACAGAAUCAGUCAUCUCAGGCUGCUGCUUCUGGUUCCAGUAAACAAUUUCUGCCCAGGACUGCACAGGCACUGUUCCUGCUGUCUUGAGAGUCUGCUCGGGAGUCAGCUGAACUUUGUUCAGAGUCCUGGGAGGGUGGGAGAUCAAAUUUGUUCACAACAAAGCUCGUUUGGACAGCAAGCUUUCACUGUGCUGUGAUUUCUUCUACUGACAUACCUGGAAAAAAAUCAAUUGGGAUUCUGCAAAAACUGUUGCUUCUCUCUCCUGGUUACUCUUACCACAUCCAACACUUGCAGUCGUGAAGAGAGAGUUUGUGGUUAACAGAUGUUGGUCAAAAACAAAAUGCCACACAGAUACUGACUUCUGCGCUCCAUCAGGGCAAGAGGUGCUCUCCCAGCCAGGAGUUGCAUUCAUAAGCUAACCUUAGAACUGGCGACAGCAGGAGAGGGGCGGUGGCGGGCGCAGUUUAGCUUGGGUUGGUUUGAAGUUGCACACCCCCCUGCCAGCCCUUCUCAGCACAUUAUUUUUGGAGGGAAUGCUUAAGUCUGUCUUCAUUAGGUGGUGAUGUUGAAGCUGUUGGAGUUUCCUGUCAGCAUAUCCAGCCUUCUUGAACAAGUGGGGACUUGUACUCUCGUGGGGAGGAAGAGGGGUGAUAUCUCUUCUUUCAGGUUGAAUUUAUCCCUUAAAUGGUACCUUCUGAGGGUUAGGACCAGUUUAUUUUCAGCUCUUCUCCUGCAAAUUUGUCUCGUUUAAGAGACAGUAGGAUCUUUACCAUGUGGAUCUCUAGUCUUUGGUGAGAGUGAACACUGGCUUUCCCAUCUGUACCCCCGCAGUCUUAGCUAGUUGCCAUUUCCAACAAUGCUUUGGUUAACAAACGGAGAUGCCCUUUUGUAAUGGAAAGAGACUGUGGGGGGCGAAGCUAAGUGCAGUGACGGCCCUGCUUCUCUUCUACACGUAAAACUACAUCACGCACCUUCACUUGGAUCCAUAAUGUUUAAGUAUGGAAUCACAACCUUCCUCUCUCACCAGAAGAUUGCCACCGCCUUCCUUUCUCCACCCACCCACGUGCACACACCACACAAUAAAUCUAAAACUGCCAAAUGCACUUAGUUUCAGCCCCCUGGUCCCAUCUCCCAUUCCCAGAGGGGUAUAACCUGCAAAGGGAGCUAUGGUGCAGGUUUGGUGGAGGUGUAUGAAGGUCACUUUGUCAUCACUGCCUAAAGAAAACAGUUUGAGUUGCUCAAGAGCAGUUUGGCUUCGAAUUUUAUUUUGUUUGAUUUAUUCAUUUUUUGGGGUCACCUCCUCCUCCUCUCUCUUCCCCCAGCCCCCAAACGUGUACAGUAACUAUACAGAGACUGCUGCAGACUUGUAUAUAGUUUUUGGAUCCAAUAGCAUGGAGAGACUUGGAACUGUUGCAAAUCUGGUCUCCCUGUCUCCUUUGCUUUGUAAAUUCAUAAAAGGGGGAAGAGGGGUAGUUAAAAUGUUUACAAAACUUUAAACUCCCUCUGAACUUUUGCCAGUGUGGGAGGGGAGGGAAAGAGAGAACUUAAAUAAAACCUGGUUGUAUUAUAUCUGA
This is a messenger RNA of Numida meleagris (helmeted guineafowl), 5871 nucleotides long. It is a transcript of the gene GIGYF2, whose product is annotated as GRB10 interacting GYF protein 2. Gene Ontology annotation, biological process: insulin-like growth factor receptor signaling pathway. Gene Ontology annotation, molecular function: protein binding. NCBI's taxonomy places the organism in Eukaryota, Metazoa, Chordata, Aves, Galliformes, Numididae. The transcript has 30 exons. The record is from RefSeq and is a predicted model, not a curated record. Bases 239 to 4192 code for a protein of 1317 amino acids. Gene Ontology annotation, cellular component: perikaryon; membrane; vesicle.